Molecule: messenger RNA, 420 nt
Organism: Camelina sativa (false flax)
Lineage: Eukaryota; Viridiplantae; Streptophyta; Magnoliopsida; Brassicales; Brassicaceae
Source: RefSeq, a predicted model, not a curated record
AUGGAUCAAGGCCUAGUUUGUGGUUGGGCUCCUCAAGUUGAGAUUCUGGCCCAUAAAGCAGUCGGAGGGUUCGUGUCUCACUGCGGUUGGAACUCGAUAUUGGAGAGUUUGGGAUUCGGCGUUCCGAUCGCCACGUGGCCGAUGUACGCAGAACAACAGCUAAACGCGUUCACGUUGGUCAAGGAGCUUGGUGUGGCCAUGGAGUUGCGGAUGGAUUACGUGUCGGAAGAAGGACAUAUAGUGAAAGCUGAUGAGAUCGCAGGAACCGUUAGAUCUUUGAUGGACGGUGAGGAUCGUGUGCUGAAGAGUAAAGCGAAGGAUAUUGCUGAGGCGGCGAAAGAGGCUGUCGUGGACGGUGGAUCUUCGUUUGCUGCCAUUAAAAGAUUUAUCGGUGACUUGAUCAUCGCCGAUGGUUUAUGA